Messenger RNA from Nelumbo nucifera (sacred lotus), 1902 nucleotides. RefSeq names its product ENTH/VHS family protein. NCBI's taxonomy places the organism in Eukaryota, Viridiplantae, Streptophyta, Magnoliopsida, Proteales, Nelumbonaceae. Gene Ontology annotation, biological process: mRNA 3'-end processing. The record is from RefSeq and is a predicted model, not a curated record. Gene Ontology annotation, molecular function: RNA polymerase II complex binding.
AUGGGUGGGGAUGCAAAUCAGGCAGGAUUCUUCUUAAAGCAUAUUCCAAGAAAAAUCAACUCCUUGAGGAAGAAAGCAAAAUAUGUUGUUGAAACAUGGGACAGGCAGUUUCAUUGUUCUCCUCAAGAACAGCGGCUGUCUUUUCUAUACCUUGCAAAUGAUAUUUUACAGAAUAGUAGGCGAAAGGGUUCUGAGUUUGUCAAUGAAUUUUGGAAGGUUCUUCCAGAUGCCCUCAGUGAUGUAAUUGAAAAUGGGGAUGAGCUUGUUAGAAAUGCUGCUUUUAGACUGAUUGACAUAUGGGAAGAGAGAAAAGUUUUUGGUUCUCGUGGGCAAGUCCUCAAGGAAGAGCUUGUAGGAAGGAACUUGGGAAACAGCAAUAGAAGUGGAAAACAUUCAGCCUUCAAACUAAAACCAUCUGUUGGAGAUACACUGGAAAAAAUUAUUUCAAGUUAUGAGGUUCUUUAUGAUGGUUCUGUGGAUGAAGAUGCUGUAUGGAGCAAAUGCAGAACUGCUAUUAACAGUCUUGAGAAAGUAGAGAAAGAAGUUGGUGGCAGUUUUAGCUCAGGACAACUGAAUGGUUCUGAAUUUUUGGAAGAAUUGCAAGGGCAGCAUGAUAUUCUGAGAGAAUGUAUUGAACAACUGAGAGUGGUUGAAUCAUCAAGAACAAAUCUUGUGUCUCAUUUAAGGGAGGUUCUUCAGGAGCAGGAAUUGAAGCUGGAUCAAGUGCGUAAUCAACUUAAGGUUGCUCGGUCUCAGUCAGAACAUGCUGGCAACAUCUGCCAACAGUUGCUUAACUGCAACAGCAAGAAGUUGCUAGUGGAGCAAAAGUUGAACGAAGUGAACACCUCUGAGGGACCUCCCAGUUUCACUCCAGAUAAUGCGAUUGUUGGUGGGAACAAAGAACAAUCAGCUCCAGUCAUGUAUACACAACAGGGAUCUUUUCCUGACAAGUCCGUCAACAUCCAUGAAGAGUCGCGGAAAUCUGCAGCAGCUGCUGUGGCAGCAAAGCUUGCAGCUUCAACUUCCUCAGCCCAGAUGCUCACUUUUGUACUUUCCUCUCUGGCAUCAGAGGGUGUAAUUAGCGGCUCGUUAAGUGAAUCUCUCAGUGAUUAUCCUCCAGACAAGAAGCCUAAAGUUGACAAUGGUCAAUCUUUUGUAGCUCCUCAACCACAGCUGCCAUGUUUUCCACAUCCUGAAUCACAACUACAAAACCAGGUUGCAACCACCUCACAAUUGACACCAAAUCAACAGCUGCCCACAUCAUCUUCACCAAUCUCACAUUCAGGUAUAACCAUGCAGCAACCACUGCCACCACCACUACCACCCCUGCCGCCUCCAACUGCUCAGUUCAUACAGACAGCUGGACCAAUGAUGAGUGUACCUUACAGCUAUGGUACAGCCUUACAACAACCCCCACCUUUGCCUGGUUAUCCAAUGGUUGGGGCCCCUGUUACAAGUGUACCUUCCUAUCCUUCUCAUCAGAAUCCUUAUCAAAGUUUUCAAACAUCAGAAGGUGGGUUUUAUAGCCAGCCACCAUUGCAGUCAACACCACCUCCCAUUUCGCGACAGUAGAUGCCCAGACCUCAAGGGGUAACAAUAGGAAGAAAGUUUUGUUGGGUGACCUGUAUUUUACACUGAUCUUUUGACCAAAGGAACAUUUUCUCCCAGCACUUGAUGAACGGGGAGUUCUUAUAACGCAUACAUGUUUGUAUAUUAAACUCCACAGUCCACAACCACUUUGGGUUUUAUAAUCUUUAUAUCCGUGUAGAUGUGAGUUUAGUAGUUGAGGGGUGAUGUGUAUUGUUUCUGCUGACACAGCAGUUGUUUUUGUUUAAGAAAACAAAACCACUCGCAUUGUCGAACACCCGCCAAGUGAUUCUGCAGGAAUGCUCUUCUUUUCAA